Molecule: messenger RNA, 300 nt
Organism: Protopolystoma xenopodis
Lineage: Eukaryota; Metazoa; Platyhelminthes; Monogenea; Polystomatidea; Polystomatidae
Source: the annotation of a GenBank genome assembly
AUGAUUGCAGCGAAACGUGAACAGUGCUUUGUGCUGUCCGAACCUCUGAAGAUUAUAGCUAAAAAAGAGCUUAAUGAAGAUUCCAAGCAAAUAAACGCCAACAUUGUGAGCUUCAGAAGAUGGAUUAAAGCUAUGCCUCAUCUGACCGUGGACAUAGGCUUGGCGCCGGAGGAUUUCUGCCCUAACGCUGCCAAUUUUCAGAGAUCUUCCAUUUACUCGGCAAAUGAGGUAGGAGAUGGAAAUCUCAUCGAGCAUGUCUUCAAUUGCCCGAAGCAAGUGUCACAGUUUACUCAGCGUUAA